UGAGUCAGUAUUUGGAAACACUUUCGCAUCGUAAAUAUUAAAUUGAACGAGAAAACUAAUUAUAAUAGAAUUGUGCUACAAUAAUGGCUAAUGAAAUGGCGUACAAAAUGAAGGCCAUCAAAUGCCCCACAGACGAACUGUCUCUGACGAACAAGGCUAUCGUCAAUAUUGCCGAUUUCACCGAGGAAGUAAAAUAUGUUGACAUCUCGCCGGGACCUGGACAGCAUUAUAUAUUUGCGCUGGAGAAGAUCGCCGAUCUGCCACGUGGACAUGUUGGCUUCUCUCUGGUGCAGCGCAAAUGGGCAUCCCUCUCCAUCAAUCAGGAGAUUGAUGUGCGCCCCUACCGAUUCGAUGCCAGCUCUGACAUCGUUGUAUCGGUCUCCUUCGAAACGGACUUUCUGCAAAAGAAGACCAUCACCCAGGAGCCCUACGACUCGGAUGAAAUGGCCAAGGAAUUCAUUAUGCAGUUUGCGGGCAUGGCACUGACGGUGGGUCAAACACUGGUCUUUCACUUCAAAGACAAGAAAUUACUCGGUCUAGCAGUCAAGACGCUGGAGGCUGUAGAUCCCAGAACCAUAGGCGAUGGCAAGGAGGCGAAAACGCGGAACGUAAGAUUUGGCCGGGUGCUAGGCAACACGGUGGUGCAAUUCGAGAAGGCCGAGAAUUCGGUGCUAAAUCUGCAGGGCAGGUCGAAGGGAAAAAUUACACGGAGCCCCAUCAUAAAUCCCGACUGGGACUUUGGCAAAAUGGGAAUUGGUGGCCUGGACAAGGAGUUCAAUGCCAUCUUCCGACGUGCUUUUGCCUCGCGAGUCUUCCCACCCGAGCUGGUUGAACAGUUGGGCAUUAAGCAUGUGAAAGGCAUAUUGCUCUAUGGACCGCCAGGAACGGGCAAAACUUUGAUGGCUCGACAGAUUGGCACCAUGUUAAAUGCACGUGAGCCCAAGAUUGUGAAUGGGCCACAGAUUCUGGACAAAUAUGUGGGUGAGUCGGAAGCCAACAUUCGACGCCUGUUUGCCGACGCCGAGGAGGAGGAGAAGCGCCUAGGACCGAACAGUGGGCUACACAUAAUCAUCUUCGAUGAAAUCGAUGCCAUCUGCAAGGCACGUGGCUCGGUGGCCGGUAACAGUGGCGUACAUGAUACCGUGGUCAAUCAGCUGCUGGCUAAGAUUGACGGCGUGGAGCAGCUGAACAAUAUAUUGGUCAUUGGCAUGACCAAUCGCCGGGAUAUGAUUGAUGAGGCGCUACUUCGACCCGGCCGCCUGGAGGUGCAAAUGGAAAUCAGCCUGCCCAACGAAGAGGGACGCGUUCAGAUCCUCAACAUACACACGAAGCGAAUGCGUGAGUUCAAUAAGAUUGCCAGCGAUGUGGAUAAUAAGGAGAUUGCCGCAUGCACAAAGAACUUCAGCGGCGCUGAGCUCGAGGGUCUGGUGCGUGCUGCCCAGUCCACGGCCAUGAAUCGCCUGAUCAAAGCCGACGCCAAGGUGCACGUAGACCCCGAGGCCAUGGAGAAGCUAAAAGUAACGCGCUCCGACUUUAUGCACGCCUUGGAGAAUGACAUCAAGCCCGCAUUCGGUGCAGCUCAGGAGAUGAUUGAGAACAUGCUCGCCCGCGGCGUCAUCAACUGGGGCCCGCCGGUGACCAGUGUGCUGGAGGAUGGCAUGCUGUAUGUGCAGCAGGCGAAGGCAACGGAAAGCUCCGGUUUGGUAUCCGUGCUCAUCGAGGGCGCGCCCAACUCGGGCAAAUCGGCGCUGGCCGCCAAACUGGCAAAGAUGAGCGACUUUCCAUUUGUCAAGGUGUGCUCGCCUGAGGAUAUGGUGGGCUUCACCGAGUCCGCCAAGUGCUUGCACAUACGCAAGAUAUUCGAUGAUGCCUACCGCUCCACGCUCAGCUGCAUUGUGGUGGACAAUGUGGAACGCUUGCUCGACUACGGACCCAUCGGGCCGCGCUACUCCAACCUAACACUGCAGGCCUUGCUGGUGCUGCUCAAGAAACAGCCGCCAAAGGGUCGCAAGCUGCUCAUCUUGUGCACCUCGAGCAGGCGUCAGGUGCUUGAGGAGAUGGAAAUGCUAUCCGCAUUCACCUCAGUUCUGCACGUCCCCAAUAUAUCCAAUCCCGACCAUGUGCUAACAGUGCUGGAGGACUCCGAUCUAUUCAGUGCCGAGGAGCUGCAAGUGAUUGCCCGCAAAUUAAACGGUGCACGCGUAUGGAUUGGCAUUAAGAAGCUAUUGGCACUAAUCGAUAUGGUGCGGCAAUCGGAGCCGCAGUACCGAGUAACGAAGUUCCUUACCAAAAUGGAGGAGGAGGGCGGAUUGGAGAUGCUGGCCAGGCCGCAGUAGCUACCGCCCUUGGGGGAACUGAGAAUGUCAGUUGUGGAGCUCAACGAUGCUUUCUGAAGCGUGUCCAAGAAUAAACUGCACCAACGAAUUAGCUCGAAUAGAGAUUUGUAAUACAUUUUAUAAACACGAAAGACCACUUAUCAAAGAGCUAGAACAAGUACAGAAACCCGACCAAUAACAACACAACAAUACAACAGUAAAUAAGACAAAAGAAAGUUUAUAAACAUUCCGCACAAAUCCCAACGACUAGUCCACUUGAGCCUUGUCGCAUCCUUGUCAAACCCUUGGCAUAGUCGUGACUAUUAGAUAGUU
Drosophila navojoa is the source of this 2648-nucleotide messenger RNA. RefSeq names its product N-ethylmaleimide-sensitive factor 2. Gene Ontology annotation, molecular function: ATP binding; ATP hydrolysis activity. Lineage: Eukaryota; Metazoa; Arthropoda; Insecta; Diptera; Drosophilidae. Gene Ontology annotation, cellular component: Golgi stack. Gene Ontology annotation, biological process: Golgi to plasma membrane protein transport; SNARE complex disassembly; intra-Golgi vesicle-mediated transport. The record is from RefSeq and is a predicted model, not a curated record.